CACUUCUCCACGGUUUCACCCUCCCUCUCUGAGAGGGGGGGGGGGGGGGGGGAAUCAUUGAGUGAUGACUGCCCUAUCCCUGAGCAGACGAGCCCCAGGCGGCGGGCCGGCGACCUAGCCCCACGCCACGCCGGAUCCGGCUGUCCGUUGCCGGCGGCGCUAUGCCUGCCUCUUGCUGAAAGUUGACUAUCGGUUCAGUGUUCGUUUCGGAUUAGAGUUGGAGGUCAAGUCGGUGCUCAUCAUCUUCUAAUAUAUAUAUAUAUAUAUAUAUAUAUACAAAUCAUCAUCUUCUUCUUCAUCCAAACGGCUGCGCCGCCGCUUCCGUGCUCUGCAUCUUCCUCUGCCGCGGGUACGAAUCCUGCCGAUCGACCAAAUCUCAGCUAGGUCAACGUGUUGGUGUUGCUGCUGUGGGCAGCAGUUUGGUGGCUACGAGAAAGACAAAACGAAGCUUGAAACGGAUUGGAACUAAUACAACCAAAAAAGAAGAAGACAUGGAUGAUGCUACUACGACCAAAAGGAAAAGACCAGUGAUUCGUUUCAAUGACCUACCUACGGAUAUAUUGAUUGGUAUCAUAUCCCGGCUGCCGAUAAAAGAGGCGGCAAGGACGAGUAUAUUAUCAAGCCACUGGAAAAAAAUCUGGUGUUCCCAUGUAAACUUGGAAUUCUCCUUCUACUCGAUGUCGCCAAGAUUAGCUUCGACCUCACAUGAUGCACGGCUUAGGAUGAAAAUGUUCAUCGAGAGAGUCAGUCAAGUCUUUGCGCAACACAGUGGUCUAAGUGUUCAGAAAAUAGCAAUCCAAGGUAAGUUGGAUAAUGAACAUGCAGACCACAUAAACAGAUGGCUCAGCUUUGUUAGUGCUACUAAAACGAAAGAUCUUACUUUUGAUUUCAAAUCCCGGUAUCCUAGAGAGGGGCCCUAUGAUUUCCCUUUUAAGUUUUUCGGUGCUAUGGACAGUUCAUAUUUGCUGUCCAUGAGGCUUAGUGCUGUUUCUCUGAACCCGCCUGUGGAUUUCAAAGCCUUUCUGAACCUUAAAAGGCUCAAGUUAGAACACACAAAUAUUACUGAUGAAAACAUGCAGAUUUUGAUCUCCAACUGCAAUGCCUUGGAGUUUCUUGGUAUCGUUGAUUGUGGGAAGCUCACAAGAUUGUCGACAUCGCACCUUUGGAACCAGCUUAAACAUUUGCAUGUCGAGAGCUGCCAUCUGCUUAAAGAGAUAGAGUUGAAUCUUGGCCUGACGAAACUUGGGUACAAGGGCACACUGAUACCGUUGUCACCUCCUGGGCCAUUGCUGCUAACGAAUGUCUGCAUGAAGCUGCAACACGCUCGUUCCUCUCUUGGAUAUAUCUUCACCAAUCUUCCAAGCACGCUGCUCCAUCUCGAGACGCUGAGUUUGCAAUGUUCAGAACUCGAGAGGGCUAUUUUGCCAGAAAAUCAUAUCAAAUUUAUGUAUCUAAAGCAUUUGAGGUUGCAAUUGAGACACCCUGUGACGGAAAAGAAGAUUGAUCUUCUUGACUUUGCCUGCCUACUGGAAGCUGCUCCUUUACUGCAAAAGUUUGAAUUACAUAUGUGGAUGCCCCUUCACCAUCAACGGUAUCGCGAAGAAGCUCAUGGCGAGCUACGGAGUCUUCCACCGCAGCCUCAUGCCCAUCUCAGGCUUGUACACAUAAGUGGAUUCAUCGGCAUGAAAGACCAAUUGGAGCUGUCACUGCACAUUCUCAGAAAUUCCGCCAUGAUCAGGGCGAUGAAGGUCGACCCCAAGCCGCUCUUCGCCCUUCCUUGUAUAUCGAUGCUGUCACCCUUGGAAGGGUUUCAGUAUCUUGAUGGGUAUGAGGUCGCCAUUGAAUAUCUCUGCAGAGAAGACCACAACAAUGUUGUCGAUGUUUCUGAAAUUCGUCGCGAGGAGGUCGAAACGCUCUCGGUUUGUGAGCUGGUUUAUCCAGAUUGUGUUCGCCUUACCCGUAAGGCCAAUUCCUCUUCCUGAUUAAGAUUUGAGCCACUCUGAAGGUAUUGUUCAUGCCAGUCAAGCUCUACACAAUUUGGACGACUUUGGAGUUUGGAGCAGCUAAGUCAGCCCUGAUUAGUUUGGUUUUGGUUUUUGGACAACUUAGGAUUGUGAAUUUGAAGAACAACUCGUAUGUGUUUUAGUUCCUUGACGGUAACUUAUUUAACUUCCUUUUCUGUAUGAUGGUUGCUUCAGAAAAUUUCAUCACUGGAAAGUGUUUUUGUGAUUGGAAAUGGUGGUCGUUCAGGUUAACGUCCUGGUUUUUUCAGUUCAGACUUCAGAAUGAUUUUCUUCCUGGAGCUGCUUAAUGCAUCAUUUAUAAGAAAAUAGAACUGUGAAUUUUGGUUUUC
Oryza sativa Japonica Group (Japanese rice) is the source of this 2353-nucleotide messenger RNA. Its product is annotated as F-box/FBD/LRR-repeat protein At1g13570. Gene Ontology annotation, molecular function: protein binding. The record is from RefSeq and is a predicted model, not a curated record. NCBI's taxonomy places the organism in Eukaryota, Viridiplantae, Streptophyta, Magnoliopsida, Poales, Poaceae.